This is a messenger RNA of Branchiostoma floridae (Florida lancelet), 1303 nucleotides long. Its product is annotated as smad nuclear-interacting protein 1-like. The record is from RefSeq and is a predicted model, not a curated record. Gene Ontology annotation, cellular component: nucleus. The coding region runs from base 189 to 1199 and encodes 336 amino acids. Gene Ontology annotation, molecular function: protein binding; mRNA binding. NCBI's taxonomy places the organism in Eukaryota, Metazoa, Chordata, Leptocardii, Amphioxiformes, Branchiostomatidae. The transcript is spliced from 2 exons. Gene Ontology annotation, biological process: miRNA processing.
GCCAGGUCAAAGGUCGCCCACCCACAAUGCAUUGCGGUUGUGCUUCGUUAAAAAAAAUCUGUCGUGACGUCUUGGAGAAGUCAACAACAGCGUCUUACUCUGAUUCCGGAGGUUCCUUAAACUUGUAAGGGAAUUCCAGAGGAUUUCCAGGGUCUUGAGGACCAAGAGAAGCUGGAGGUUUGAGGCGAAUGCCGGCGGAGGAGGGAGAGAAGCGCUCCAGAGAUCGCGAAAAGGACCGGAAGUCUCUGGACAACAUGGCGGAGCGGGAAGACAGGAGGAGGCGAUCUCCACUGGUGGAAAAGAAGUCCAAAGACUCCCAGAGGAGGAGGGAGGAGGAAAGGCUGGACCGGAGACACACGGACAGACCAAAACAGCGCUCACGGAGCCCUGCAAGGAACGACAGCAGGGACAGAGGGAAGGAAAGAAGCAGGGAGGGAGAGAGGCGGAGAGACAGAAGCAGAGAGAGGGACCACAGGAGGGGAGGGAGGGAGGAGGGGUGGGGAGGAAGACAGCAGCACAGGAGAAGGGAUGAGCGAGAGAGAGAGGAGAGAAAGUUGGUGAGAGUGAAGGAAGAAAGAGACAGGAACGAUGAGAGAAGACGGGAAGACAGGCAGAGGAAACCUGAGAACCCAUUCCAGGGUGAGGAGGGUGGCGCAGAGGGGGAGGGGGGCGAAGAGGAGGCAGACAAGGACCAACCCAACUUCGAGCUCUCCGGAGCGCUGACCGAAGAGACCAACAAGUUCCGAGGCGUGGUGAUUAAGUACCGCGAGCCGCCGGAGGCGCGGAAACCACGGAAAAGAUGGCGGCUGUACCCGUUUAAGGGCGAGGAGGCGCUGAAACCGCUACACAUCCACCGCCAGAGCGCGUACUUGCUGGGACGCGAGAGACUCGUGGCGGACAUCCCAAUCGACCACCCGUCGUGUUCCAAACAGCACGCGGCGCUCCAGUACCGGUUGGUCGAUUACGAGAAACCGGACGGCACGACGGGGCGGCGCGUGAAACCGUACAUUAUCGAUCUCGAGUCCGCGAACGGGACGUACGUGAAUAACCAGCGCAUCGAGGCGAGUCGGUAUGUGGAACUUCUGGAGAAGGAUGUGGUGAAGUUCGGGUACAGCUCGCGGGAAUACGUGUUAUUACACGACACUUCCGACACGUCCGGUGUGCAGGCGGGGGAAGAUGAUGAAGGAUUGGAUGACUAGACGCCGCACUCGUGUGUCCAUUAGCGCUUUGUUUUUGUCAGGGCUAUCUCCAGGACCUGUGCCGCCGGAUGGAGAUUUACUUGUUUGGAUGUACAAAAAUUUCA